AUGAAGUUUAAUAUUGCCAAUCCCACCACCAGGUGUCAGAAGAAACUCGAGAUUGAUGAUGAUCAAAAACUCCGUGCAUUCUACGACAAGAGGAUCUCACAGGAAGUUAAUGGAGAUGCUCUUGGGGAGGAAUUCAAAGGCUAUGUUUUCAAAAUCAUGGGAGGAUGCGACAAACAAGGAUUUCCAAUGAAACAAGGAGUGUUAACUCCUGGCAGAGUUCGCCUUCUUCUUGUGAGAGGAACACCCUGCUUUCGUGGGUAUGGAAGGAGGAAUAGUGAAAGGAGAAGAAAGUCUGUACGUGGUUGUAUAGUGAGCCAAGAUCUUUCUGUUUUGAAUCUAGUUAUUGUCAAGAAGGGUGACAAUGAUCUUCCUGGAUUGACCGAUGUUGAAAAACCUAGAAUGAGAGGUCCAAAAAGGGCAUCUAAAAUCCGUAAACUUUUCAAUCUUUCAAAAGAAGAUGAUGUUAGGAAGUAUGUCAACACAUAUAGAAGAACAUUCACAAACAAAGAUGGAAAGGAGGUUAGUAAAGCACCAAAGAUACAGAGAUUGGUGACUCCAUUGACAUUGCAAACGAAACGAGCAAGAAUUGCAGAUAAAAAGAAGAGGAUUGCAAAAGCAAAAUCUGAGGCAACUGAAUACUAG
Messenger RNA from Lactuca virosa, 642 nucleotides. Lineage: Eukaryota; Viridiplantae; Streptophyta; Magnoliopsida; Asterales; Asteraceae. The record is from the annotation of a GenBank genome assembly.